UUGACCCACACUCGUCACACCUACACCUCAGCUUCACUUCGUCACUUCUAUUUAAUCUGGAAACAUUUUCAGCAAUGCGUGAACUCUAUCGAAGAACCGGGAGAAGAUCUGAAACUCUUCAGAUCAUGUGACGAUCCAUGGUGUUUCGCCUUUCUAACAGCGGAGGCCGAUGGAGGUCUAACAACCGUACAUCGUGGAUGCCGAUCACGGAAGACAAUGAUGCAUCAUAUCUCUAAGGACCAAGAUGCGAAGUUCAAAAAUAACACAAAAUGGACGGAAAGUGAGCGUUUUGUUAAUACGCCAUCGUGUGCUGAUAUCACAUGGGAUGUGGACUACAACAAUGGCACUCAGUCUAUGUGCCUUGACUUUUUGUACCAGGUAUGUUACAUUGGGGCCAAAAUGUCGUGUUUUCUGCGUCUCUGCUUCCACUCUCGAAUAGCAUUCUUUCUUCGGUAG
Molecule: messenger RNA, 456 nt
Organism: Cooperia oncophora
Lineage: Eukaryota; Metazoa; Nematoda; Chromadorea; Rhabditida; Trichostrongylidae
Source: the annotation of a GenBank genome assembly